GUUCAGUUUUCGAAUAGGACUAAUUGCAUUGUGAAAUGGAUGCACAUUAAUUAUACAGGUUCUGAGGAAUCUGAGGGAAUAAAUAAAUUAAAAAAUAUAUCAGUCCACCUAAAACAAAGUAUGGUAAGGCACUAUUAACUUUUGUGGUUUUCUGGAGUUUGUGGUUUUAUAACAAGCACUAAAGCAUUUUUUCAUUUCAUUUCAGUUCACGCUGCAGCAUACUGACAAGUGUUUUACCGUGAAGCGGAACCAAAGCACUACCUGCAACCAUAAUGAGUGUUUGAGCAGGUUCCUGAAAUGUUGGUGUGGAUUUAUAGAAACGAUGAUAUGACCUGCCUGGUUUUUACUGCAAAUGAUUUGGAUCAGUGUUUUACCUGCUCUUGUGACCUUGGCUUUAAAACCAGAUUCAGCUCAUGAAGGGUCUGGUCAUUAGCUAUUGGCUGAGUUGUUGUGUGUUAAUGCAGUGAAAACACUAAACUGUGGACUGUAGGUUCCUGGGAUUACGGACUACAAAUUAAUGUCUUUAUUUAUUCUAAUUUUAUACUUUGUGAUAUAAACAUGAAUUUUAACCUUGGCUCUUUUGACUAAUAACUGUAAAAGUUGUUGUGUUUUUUUUUAUUUUAUUUUUUUUUACAUUUCAUACUUUCAUUGUUUAUUUUAUUUUUUUUUAACUUUAUUUCAGUGAUUUUGUUGAUUUGUUAUUUUAUUUUUAAGAAAUAAACUUACAUAUAAAACGUGCACAUAUGUUGUUCCCAGCAACUUUUUCCCCACCAAACAUUUUAAAUACUUCAGUAAAAAAACAAACUUAUAAUAACUUUUAUUAUUAUUAUUAUUAUUAUUAUUAUUAUUAUUAUUGUAGAAAUUGCCUUUGAAAAAAAUGAUAAGAAGAAGAAAAGAAAAGAAACAUCCUACUGAUGCUUGUCAGAAGGAACUGAUUUUGUGGAUCUGAAAAAUACUUUAAUUUAAAAAAAAAAACUAACAAACUAAGAAUAACUUUUUAGCAAUUAUCUUUAAAAAAAAGAGAGAUCACAUCCUACUGAUGCUUGUCAGAAGGAACUGACUUUGUGGAACUGAAAAAUACUUUAAUUAAAAAACUAACAAACUUAAAAUAACGUUUUAGCAAUUAGCUUUAAGAAACAUCCUACUGAUGCUUGUCAGAAGGAACUGACUUUGUGGAAGUGAAGCGCAACCCGGAACCUUUUUAGUGUAACUCCCCGCAUCAACACCGCUCGUUUAGGCAGUAGGAGCAGUGUGAUAUUUUAGACAUGUUUUAACUGAAUGCGUUGUAAAUACUUUAAGCCAGGGUUUAGACAUACACAAACAAGAUGUCCGUGGUGGGGAAGAAAGGAAGCUCGAUUUUCUCUGGAUUUAGAGCACUCGGGCUUUACUCCAGCCAUCUUCCACACGUGGUCCGUUUCCACAAGAAACACCGGGAAUUUUAUGUGGUGACAGCUGUUGGCCAGUGUUUCCACACCUACAAUGUAAAGAAACUUGGAAUUGUUGCUGUCAGCAAUGCCCUUCCUGAAGACAUCGCCUAUCUCGCUGCUGACCGAAUGCUCGUGUACGCUGCACAUGGGAAAGUCAUUUCAGCUUUCGCAAAGAACACUGAGGUCGUUCACACUUACGAAGGCCACCAAGCUGAUGUCCAUCUACUGCUUCCGUUUGGAGACCAUUUGAUAUCAGUGGACAAGCAAAAUGCCGUCAUUAUCUGGGAUGUGGAGUCAGAAGAUGUAUACUUACAGAUUUCAUUUGACAAAUCCACUUUUGAAGUUCGGGCUGUUAUGCACCCGAGCACCUACCUGAAUAAAAUCCUGUUUGGAAGCAGUCAGGGGAGUCUUCAGUUAUGGAACGUCAAAUCAAACAAACUUUUGUUCACGUUUCCUGGUUGGGGAUCGGUAGUGACCGUUCUUCAGCAGACUCCAGCGGUGGAUGUGGUUGGUGUGGGCUUGGCUUCGGGGCAGAUCGUCAUCCACAACAUCAAAUUUAAUGAAACUCUGAUGAAGUUUCAGCAAGAUUGGGGUCCAAUCACCGCCAUAUCCUUCAGAACAGAUGGGCAUUCAGUGAUGGCUGCUGGGAGCCCUGUUGGACACAUAGGAUUAUGGGAUUUGGAAGCGAAGAAGCUGAUUGGUCAGAUGAGAGACGCACACACCACGUCGAUAGCUGGCCUCACCUUCCUGCACGGUGAACCCCUGCUCCUCACGAAUGGAGCUGAUAACGCCAUCCGGGUUUGGAUUUUCGACGUAGCGGGAGGUGAAGGACGUCUGCUGAGAUUUCGUAUGGGUCACAGUGCCCCGCCCACCAAGAUCAAACACUACGACCAGAGUGGACAAAACAUCCUCAGCGCCAGCCAAGAUGGCUCACUGCAGUCUUUUUCUACUGUUCAUGAAAGGUUCAACAAGAGUCUGGGACAUGGGUCUUUUACCAAGAAGAAAGCCAAAAAGAAGGGGGUGAUGUACGACACGGCGAAGCUUCCACCCAUCACCACUUUUGCAUCAGAAACGGCACGUCAGAGUGACUGGGACGGCAUUGUGGCUUGCCACCAAGGUUUUGUCCUGACCACAACUUGGAAUUAUCAGAAAGGCUCUAUGGGGGCUCACAGGCUGGAACCGGAGCAUUUCAACAAGAACCGUGCUCUCAACGUUCAUGCCACGGCUGUAGACGUCACUUCUUGCGGGAACUUUGCUGUGAUCGCGCUGUCUUCGGGACACAUAGACGUCUAUAACAUGCAGUCAGGACUCCACAGAGGACAGUAUGGACAAGACCGAGCGCAUUCGGGGCCGGUUCGAGGCGUCUCGGUCGACGCGCUGAACCAGCUGACGGUCAGCGCCGGAGCCGAUCGUCUGCUGAAGGUGUGGAAGUUCAAAUCGAAAGAACUGAUCAACACACACAGCCUGCAUGCGGCGCCGGCUUCCACACUCUUACACAGAGACAGUGGGAUGCUGGCCGUUGCUUUCGAUGACUUCACGAUCAGUAUCUUCGACAUGGAGAUGAAGCGUAUUGUACGCCACUUCUCUGGCCAGCGUGGGCAGAUUAAUGAUAUGACUUUCAGCCCCGAUGGACGAUGGUUGAUAACAGCCUCCAUGGACUGUACCAUCAGGACUUGGGACCUUCCAUCUGGCAGUUUGGUCGACUGUUUCCUGGUAGACACGGCGGCCGUGAGUCUCAGCUUGUCUCCUACGGGGAACGUCCUCGCCUCUGCCCAUGUGGACAGUCUGGGUAUUUACCUGUGGUCCAACACCACAUUGUGUAGUUUGGUGUCAUUGCGCCCUCUACCUGCAGACUACGAGCCUACAGUGGUCAUGCUGCCUGGCACCUGCCCAAGCAAAGAUGACGAAGAGGAGGUAUUGGAAGCCGAGAGCUCGGAAAUGGACGAGUACAUGUCUCCCGUGCAGCUGGAUGAACAGCUGGUCACACUCUCUUUGCUGCCGGAUUCACGCUGGAAGAAUCUUCUCCAUCUGGACAUUAUUAAGAAAAGAAACAAGCCAAAAGAACCCCCUAAAGUGCCCAAAGCAGCCCCCUUUUUCAUCCCCACUAUUCCGGGACUCGUACCUCAGUUCGCCCUUCCUGAUACGUCAUCGGAAAAACAGUCCAAGGUGUUCAACAUUGGAGUUCUGGCCCAAAAGUCCAAUUUCUACCUCCAGCUUGAAGAAGCGCUGGACAGCAAUCUUUACGAGGCAGCGGUGAGGCAUCUGAAGGAGUUGGGCCCUUCUGCUAUUGACACGGAACUGCGAGGCUUGGCACCGGACAUGGGUGGAGACGUUAGCGUCAUGCAGAGCUUCCUCAGGAUGAUCAGCAGCAUGCUGAAGCUGAAGCAAGACUUCGACCUGGCUCAGGCCUAUCUAGCGCUCUUUCUGAAGCUUCACCUGCGGUUAAUUGCAGAGCAGCCUGUCCUCAUGCAGGAGACGGAGAACGUGCUCGACCUGCUAGAGGGGACUUGGACCUCCGUACAGACGCUCCUCAACAAGAACAUGUGUCUCCUGUCGUACAUCAAGAGUGCUCUGCUGUAGAGACCUGCUUCCUCCGCUGCCUUCGAAUAGAUUCUUUUGUUUUGUUUUUUUACUUUUUAAAAGUGCUAGUAAUAAUAUUACUUGUGCAGUUGUUGUCGUAUUACAUUUGCCUUGUAUGACUACAAAUGCUAAAAUAUAUUGUAUAAAAAAGUCUUGGUGGUUUGGAAUUGUUUCUGCGAUGAAACUGAAGUAGAGAGAAUUCAUUGACACAUCCUUAUGUAGCGAGCUAGUCUGCUACAACAGCAGGGAGUACUCCGAUUAGCUAAUGCUACCUCUCCAGCUGUAGCUCUCCGACUUCACUAGCAAGCUAGUUAACAUUAAGAUAUUAUAUUACCGAGGAUACUACAACGCUAACAAACAGCCGGUUAACCUUUAUUGUGUAAUCCAGAAGCCAGGAGAUGAUGAUUAACUAACUAACAUCAGGCUAGCUUGUGUAAUCCAGGGGCCAAAGUGAUUAGCCAUGUGCAAGCUAGUUAAGAUGCUAUAUUGUAUAAACCAGCAGACAAUGACACUAGCAAGCUAACUAAGAUUAGAUUAACCUACAGGUGCAUCUCAAAAAAUUUUA
Molecule: messenger RNA, 4572 nt
Organism: Ictalurus furcatus (blue catfish)
Lineage: Eukaryota; Metazoa; Chordata; Actinopteri; Siluriformes; Ictaluridae
Gene: wdr36
Product: WD repeat domain 36
Exons: 23
Coding region: 1326-4007 (893 amino acids)
Biological process (GO): rRNA processing
Cellular component (GO): small-subunit processome; Pwp2p-containing subcomplex of 90S preribosome
Molecular function (GO): protein binding
Source: RefSeq, a predicted model, not a curated record